Messenger RNA from Anthonomus grandis grandis, 1941 nucleotides. RefSeq lists its product as uncharacterized. The transcript has 2 exons. The record is from RefSeq and is a predicted model, not a curated record. Bases 1158 to 1859 code for a protein of 233 amino acids. Lineage: Eukaryota; Metazoa; Arthropoda; Insecta; Coleoptera; Curculionidae.
AACAAAGACUAAUGGUUUACCCUUAAAAGAUGGAAGUGGCGUUUUAGUUAAAAGGGGUCAUGCUAAAAUUUUAGCCUACCGUAGUUAUGGACUUCAGCAAGACCCUCUUAACUAUUAUAGGGAACAAAUAAUGCUAUACAUCCCAUGGAGAAAUGAAGUGGAUGAAGUUGAAAAUGAGAACAUUGAUCAACAGACCAUAUACAAAGAUCGAUACCAAGAGAUUGUUGCAAAUCGACAAAAGUUCAAUGUCUUAGAUGAACAGGUAAUCGACGAAGCACUGAAACUUGCCGAAGACCGAUCAAAUCAAUUAGACGAUGGUGGAUUCGGUGGAGAAAUCGAUGAUGAGUUUAUGCCUUAUGGACUAGACAACCCCAUUUAUGAUCCAUUCAAUCACAUCAUCGAUAAGAAAGACGACGAAGCGCCAGUAAAACAUAUCGCUUUUCCAACGCCUCAUCAGAUAAGCGAUUCAGAGUAUGAAGCCCUCAUAAGCAAACUGAAUCACAAGCAGUAUCAGUUCCUUAAUGUCGUGCAAGACAGUCUAAUUGAAGGGGAAACUUUCUACUGCACACUUAGUGGUCCAGCAGGUACAGGCAAAAGUCACCUGAUUACGGCAAUAACCCAGUCGUUAUUGCGCCAUUUCAACUCAAUACCGGGAAAUAAUCCUGAAAGUUUAAAAGUGUUACUUUGUGCGCCUACAGGUAAAGCGGCAUUUAAUAUCGGAGGUAUAACCUUACAUGCGGCAUUAUCGUUACCCGUUAGUCAGUAUGGUGAAGAACUAAUUCCGUUACACCAUGACACCGUUAAUACUAUAUAUUGUAAUUUGUAUGACUUAAAAUUAAUUAUCAUAGAUGAAUAUUCCAUGCUUGGCGCCAGAUUGUUUGACCAUAUUAACAGUAGAUUGCAGCAAAUCUUUAAAUCUGACGCCAUCUUUGGAAAUAUUUCAAUAAUUUUAUGCGGCGAUAAUCGUCAAUUACCCCCAGUAAGGGAUAUGUAUAUUUUUUGCCCAGUAAAAACAAAUCCGUAUAAAGAAUUAUGCGGAACGUAUCUGUGGGAUCAUUUUAAAUAUUUUGAACUUUCAGAAAUAAUGAGACAGAGUGAAGAUAAGUCUUUUGCAGUUGCCCUCAAUAAUAUGGCGUUUGGUAAAAUGACCGACGAAGAUGCAAUUGAUCAAGUCCAGGGAAGUCGACAGUAUUGACCAAAUUCCUGAAGACACUAUGCAUUUAUUUUGCACCAAUGCUGAAGUAGAUGCAUUCAAUGAAAUGAAACUGUCUACAUUUAAAACCGAGCGAGCCGUAAGUCAAGCCAGAGACGUUAUCAAAGGGAGUUGCUCAGAACGACUAAAAAAUUUAUUUCUGGAACACGCAAAAAGCUUAAAAAAGGGGGAGAGUUUUGGCCUAAUGUUAAAUUUAAUAUUGCAGGUAGAUGCCAAAUAUAUGAUUUCAAUGAAUGUGGACACCAGUGAUGGAAUAGUCAAUGGUGCAACAGGCAUCCUACGUCAAAUAGACUAUGACCGAAGUAAAAUUCCAUUCAGAGUGUGGAUGGAGUUCUUCGAUUCCAAGUCAGGCCAGGAAUGCCGCAAGAGAAACGAAUCCCUUAGGAAGUCUAUGGGUGUGUUAUACACCUGGACGCCCACAGAAAGAGCUGCUAGAGCUGUUAAAAUUCAAAAAGGCAGCAAUGUUCACGUUGAGCGUCUUCAGUUUCCUCUUGUAAUCAGUGAAGGAAUUACAAUCCACAAGAGUCAAGGUGCCACCUACAAACAGGUGGCUGUUCACAUUGGAAAUCGCAUGACGAGAACCAGUACCUAUGUUGCUUGUAGUCGGGCCACAAAGCUAAGUGGCCUCUACAUCAUUGGAAAUUAAGAUUGAAGACGAUAUUACUACUUUGAUACAACUCUGGUACCGCUCUUUCCAAAAAUAGACUGCCAACCUGUGGAGAAUAUAG